This is a messenger RNA of Choloepus didactylus (southern two-toed sloth), 1453 nucleotides long. RefSeq lists its product as uncharacterized. Bases 241 to 924 code for a protein of 227 amino acids. The transcript is spliced from 2 exons. The record is from RefSeq and is a predicted model, not a curated record. NCBI's taxonomy places the organism in Eukaryota, Metazoa, Chordata, Mammalia, Pilosa, Megalonychidae.
CGUCAAGGGGAGCAGCGCCGCGGUCUCGGAGGCGUUUUCGCCAGCGGAUAAAUACCCGGACUUCGAAACACCAAGAAUAACGCAAGCCAGAGGGCGGCCCUGGCCUCCAGUUCCCGAAAAGCCCGCCGCGAAUACUGACCGCGGGCUUUUUGCCGGGAGGGGCCGACAACAAGGGGUCACAAGCUCAAUGUCCGAGAUUCAGCAGCCCCGAAGGUCUCCCAGCCUUUGCUCCGCACACCUAUGUCCCCCCACCUCUGCGCCCUCCCGAACCCCAAAUUCGGCCUCAGAGGCCAGACUGCAGGUCAGAUAGAAGGACUCUACACUCUGAGAAGGAAAGACGCUCACGAGAAGGGGAUCGUGAGCAGCCCGUCCCCGCACCUCUCCAAACCGCCAAGGAGACUGACCUUCCUCCUCUUGUUUCAGCAGCCAGGAAAUUGGGGACGUUUAUGGCGACCCGGGAAGAAGGCUCGCAGGCCAGGAGAAUAUGUCGCCCUUGAGGCUCCCUUCUCUCUACCCUUCCCUUACAUAUGCACAUCCGAGCCCCUCACCAGCGGUCGCAGCCCGGCUGCUGACACCCUCCGCCCACCGGGCUGUCCAGACACCCAAAGACCCCAGUUUCUCCUAAACACCUCCCCCCACCUCCAUUCGGAGCAGCAACCCCCCCCGUCAAUGCGGAAAUGUACCCGCCGCGCAGACCGACGGCUCCAGCCACCAAUCAGGAGCCCAGACGGACGCGAGGCCUGGCCAAUGAGAGUUACAGAGGUGUCAGGGGGCGGGGCACGAGCGGCACGAGGGAGCCCGGCGAACGUGGGCGCGGAGCCUGAUUCCCGGAUUCCAAGCGUCGGAGCCGAACCUGAUUCCCGGGUUCGAAGGGUGGGAGCCGCACCUGGUUCGGCGAUGAGGCAACGGAUGUCACCGCAGUAAAACUCCCAGCCUUUCACAGACACUUCCGCAAGGGAGAGAACUUGAGGCACGAGUGGUUAUUUUUGCAGUCGGUAAAAAUGUUCCCGCUUACCAGGGGUUGAAGAAACUCGGACGCCUGAAGCGGGCGUUCCCUGCUUGGCACUGCCCAAGCCAUUCUCAGACAUUAAAGCCACUCACCACUUUGGUCUGGGGCGGAUGAUGCCAAAAGAAUGCCUAACUGACACAGGUCCUGCUAUCCCCCAGCCAAGGACAUGCGAUUGAAAUAGUCAAAUCAGAGUGGAUCCUGGGACUUGUGAAGGAGCAGCAGGGAAAAGACUGUUAAUCUACUUGAAUCUGAGUGGAUGUGUGCCUGAAGCUGCUGGACCCUUGCACAGAGCCUGAGAGUGAAGGAACACAGCAGAAGGCUGAGAGAGGGUGAAAGGAAAUAGGCUCGAUGAUAUUGUUUGAACCCUUUACCUGAGCCCCACCUUCUUUUGUCUACCCAUGGACUUUUCAAGUACAUAGGCCAAUAAAUUCCUUUUUUUAUUUG